AUGGGCAACACGACGCCCCAGGGAACGAGCAUUAACACCCACACCCUGUGCACCCUCGCACAUCGUGCCUGGAUGAUCUCAUCGUCUGACCCUCGUGACCGGUCCAACCAGAAGAAGGCGUCGACCGAGGAAGCGAGCAAUAAUGCCGACUUGAUGUGCGCCAACGAGGGCCGUCUGAAUGUCAAGCGGUCAGCAAACCCACCUGGACGAACCCUCAGCCGCCGGGCUUCCCACUCCGCGGGAAUACCCCCGCAUAAUGAAUCCCGUGACGAACGCCCCUCGACGGUGGCUGAACGUUACUGGCAAUUAUUCAAUGACCCAAGCUUGUCACCUCCCGACGGCGCCCCUAUCGCCCCGUCACCGGUGCCGCCCGAGGCCUUUCACGACCUCGCCCAACAAGUCCGAGCUCUCACCAGCAUGGUGCAGACUAUCAUCCCAAUCGUCUCCCAGCGGGCCCCGUCGCACGCGGCCCGUCCUUCGCAGCAACAUGAAACCCACAACCAGAUUCACGCACCGCUUCCCGAGCCCCUCACAUCGCUUCAAAACCCGGUGGCCCGUCCCGGAAGUCGAGAGACAGAAAGCACCGCGGGCCUUCCCGAGCCCGAAGCUCCAUCCGCCGACUCGACCAAUGCCUUGCGAGCCCAGUUGCGCCUCGUCAGUCAGCGACUCGACGAAGUACAACAAGAGGUGCGUAUGUCAAAGGGAGAGUUCAGGGCGGACGCGCGGCAAGGAUCCCCGUUCAUCCCCGAGAUCCAAGAUCAAACCAUCCCCCCGCACUUCCACCUUCCCUCGCUAGAUACGUAUGACGGCGUUGCUGACCCAGCUGACCACGUGGCCGCCUUCCGUGCCCAGAUGGCGCUAUACGGGACUUCAGACGCCUUGAUGUGCAGGGCAUUCCCGACAACACUGCGAGGGCCGGCCCGCGCGUGGUAUGGCAGCCUGAAAGUCGGGACUAUCGCCUCCUUCGACCAACUUGCCCGAGACUUCGAGCUCAGCUUCCUGGCCUACGCUCGGCCAAAGCCGUCAAUGGCAUUGCUCUUAGGGCUCCGCCAAAAGGAGGAUGAGCCCCUAUCCCAUUUUGUAAACCGUUAUACGACCCAAAUUCGGGGACUAACGGACGCUCACCCUUCUCUGUUGAUGCAGGCAUUCAUGACAGGCCUGCGUCCUUCUAGGUUCUUAUGGUCUCUCCUAGAGCGGCCCCCCGCCGCGGUCCCCGAGAUGCUCCAGCGCGCCAGCCAGUUCAUCGCUGCGGAGGCAUGGAUGUCUGGGAAGCAAGAGGAGCGCAAAAAAGUCAAGUCGGAGCCGCCCCGGCAACAGCAGCCCGUCGCAUUCCGGCGUAAGCUGGACAGGUCCGACCUAGGGCCUCCCCUUCCCGCCUUAAGUUUGUCCCGGACGGAAAUAUUUCUCCAUGAGAAGAGUAAGGGGCUACUUAAGAAUCCUCACCCGAUGAAGAACCCGAGAGAGCUCGCGGACCGCUCAAAAUAUUGCCGUUUCCACCGGCAGCACGGACACGACAUCGAACAGUGUCGUGAACUAAAGAGACAAAUUGAAGAGCUCAUUCAAAGAGGGCAUCUCGGCCAGUACCUCCGGCCAGACGAACAGCUCUCACCACUCCCCGAAGGCCCCGUUGAGCAUCACAUCGAUGUGAUAGCUGGCGGUCCGACAUCAGGGGGGAGCUCCGUGUCGGGAAGAAAGGUGUACGCCCGAGCCGCCUCGGACGAAGCCCUCGGACACGGGCCCAAGCCCGAGAUUACCUUCCCGACCGGAAUAUCCGAGCAAACUGAGCACGACGAUGCUCUCGUAAUAUCGGUCAGGAUAGGCAACGCACAGGUACGAAGGAUCAUGGUCGACACGGGGAGCUCGGCCGACAUACUUUAUUUCGACGCCUUCCAGAAGCUCGGCCUGGCUAGAGAGAGCAUGAAGCCGAUGUGCUCAACGCUCACCGGAUUCACGGGAGACUCGAUAUCAGCACGGGGAGCUAUCACCUUGCCCCUAACCUUAGGGGUCCCGCCAAAGUCGAAGACGAUAAUAACCACAUUUUUGGUGGUCGACCUUCCCACCGCCUACAACGCCAUACUCGGCCGGCCAACCCUCAACAAGGUUAGGGCCGUCAUCUAG
Musa acuminata AAA Group (dessert banana) is the source of this 2118-nucleotide messenger RNA. RefSeq lists its product as uncharacterized. NCBI's taxonomy places the organism in Eukaryota, Viridiplantae, Streptophyta, Magnoliopsida, Zingiberales, Musaceae. The coding region runs from base 1 to 2118 and encodes 705 amino acids. The record is from RefSeq and is a predicted model, not a curated record. The transcript is spliced from 2 exons.